AUGUGUCAAAUCAUGCUAAUGUACAUCCUAGAGCUACAUAAAGGUCUAAAAGAGACUCAUCAAACUAAUCGAUUACAAAAGAUUGAUGUUUCACAGAUACCAUUUAUCAAUACUAUCUGGAUAUGCAAAGAUUGUAUAGAAAUAAUUUUGAAGACAUCUGCCGUGUUACCAGUUGUAAUUUUUGGUAUAUUUGGAAACGUUAUGGUUGUAUACAUCUUAUGUAAAAAUAUAAAACUACGUACAGCUACUAAUCUUCUAAUAGGAAAUAUGGCAGUAGCGGAUUUACUAUCACUAGCUAUCCAUCCUUGGGUGGUACUGACAUACGAUUUCUUUCAAAAUUACCAAUUAGGAGUCGUAGGCUGUAAAGGUGAAGGACCAAUAGAAUGUUCUCUAUUAUUGGCUAGUGUUGUUAGUAUGUCAGCAGUUACUUAUGAUCGUCUAACAGCAAUAGUUUUACCAAAAGAAACAAGAAUUACCAAAAAACGAGCCAAAGCACUCAUAGCCAUUAUGUGGAUUAUUGGUUUGGUAUUAUCUUUACCUAUGGUAUUCAACAGAAAAUACAAGGAACGUCAAUGGUUGAACUUUUUAGAAAAGUAUUGCUCAGAGAACCUCCUGGUAAUUAAUAUAUAUUGGUACGUAAUAAUUACAGUAAUGGUAUGGCUACCUAUGACAAUUCAACUUAUCUGUUACAUUUCUAUAUUUGUAAAAUUAGACAAAUAUGAGAGAAUUACCAAAAAGAAGUUAAACGAUCAUCACAUGAAUUAUAAGAAGAAAGCUGCUAUUACAAUGUUCAUUGUAACUAUUGUAUUUAUGAUAUGUAGAUUACCAUUCACAGGUUAUAUCAUGUAUAGACAUCAACUUAUCAAGGAAAAGAAAAUUACAGCGUCUACUAAUGAUUUGAAUCAACCGUACUAUAUAUUAUGGUGCAUUUCAAAAUAUUUAAUUUUCAUCAAUUCAGCUGUCAAUCCAGUAAUUUAUGGAGUAACAAACGAAAGAUUUCUAAAAGAGUUUAAAUCGACCAAGAUAGCUCAAUGGAUGUGUGCAUCAUGUAUGAAACAAUCGGCAGCUAAAUCAACUCAUAAAAAGAAAUCAGGCCGAUCAGAACAGAAUAGUAAUCAGAAAAUAUUUCUUAUUUUUAAAAGAAAACAUAAUCCACAUCUCGCAGAAGAUCCAGAACCCGUACUUUCUACUAAAAAAACCAUAAUCACUCAUCUUUAA
Messenger RNA from Diorhabda carinulata, 1218 nucleotides. Its product is annotated as neuropeptide Y receptor type 2-like. Gene Ontology annotation, biological process: G protein-coupled receptor signaling pathway. The coding region runs from base 1 to 1218 and encodes 405 amino acids. The record is from RefSeq and is a predicted model, not a curated record. NCBI's taxonomy places the organism in Eukaryota, Metazoa, Arthropoda, Insecta, Coleoptera, Chrysomelidae. Gene Ontology annotation, cellular component: membrane. The transcript is spliced from 6 exons. Gene Ontology annotation, molecular function: G protein-coupled receptor activity.